Messenger RNA from Heterocephalus glaber (naked mole-rat), 1743 nucleotides. NCBI's taxonomy places the organism in Eukaryota, Metazoa, Chordata, Mammalia, Rodentia, Bathyergidae. The record is from RefSeq and is a predicted model, not a curated record.
CCUCAACCUCCCACACCUUGCGCAGCCUUCUCAACCCCAGGAAAUAUGUCUAGCAAAACCACCGUGAGGAGCCAAAGCAGCAGCCGUCGUGGCUUCAGUGCCAGCUCAGCCAGAGGCCCUGGGCUCAGCCGCUCUGGCUUCAGCAGUGUCUCUGUGUGCCGCUCCAGGGGCAGUGGUGGCAUUGGGGCAGCGUGUGGAGGAGCUGGCUUUGGCAGCAGGAGCCUCUAUGGCCUGGGGGGUUCCAAGAGAAUCUCCAUCGGAGGGGGCAGCUGUGCCACUGGUGGAGGAUAUGGCAGCAGAAUUGGAGGUGGCUUUGGCUUUGGAGGUGGAGCCGGCAGUGGAUUUGGUUAUGGUGGUGGAGCUGGUAGUGGUUUUGGGCUUGGUGGUGGAGCUGGCUUUGGAGGUGGCUAUGGGGGCGCUGGCUUCCCUGUGUGCCCCCCUGGAGGCAUCCAAGAGGUCACAGUCAACCAGAGUCUUCUCACUCCUCUGAACUUGGAAAUCGACCCCACCAUCCAGCGAGUGAGGACUGAGGAGCGUGAGCAGAUCAAGACCCUCAACAACAAGUUCGCCUCCUUCAUCGACAAGGUGAGGUUCUUAGAGCAGCAGGAUAAGGUUCUCAACACCAAAUGGACACUGAUCCAGGAGCAGGGCAUCAAGACAGUCAAGCAGAAUCUGGAGCCUAUCUUUGAGCAGUACAUCAACAACCUGGGAAGGCAUCUGGAUACCGUCCAUGCAUAGAGAGGCCACUUGGACUCAGAGCAGAGGAAGAUGCAGGACGUGGUGGAAGACUAUAAGAGCAAAUAUGAAGAUGAAGUCAACAAGCGCACAGCAGCAGAGAAUGAAUUUGUUAACCUGAAGAAGGAUGUGGAUGCUGCUUACAUGAAUAAGACUGAACUGCAAGCCAAGGUAGACAGUCUUGUCGGUGAGAUCAACUUCUUGAGACCCAUCUAUGAGGCAGAACUGUCUCAGAUGCAAACCCACAUCUCAGACACCUCUGUCAUCCUGUCCAUGGACAGCAACCGUAACCUGGACCUGGACAUCAUCAUGGCUGAAGUUAAAGCCCAAUAUGAGGAGAUUGCUCAGAGGAGCUGAGCUGAGGCUGAGUCCCAGUACCAGACCAAGUAUGAGGAGCUGCAGGUCACAGGAGGCAGAUAUGGGGACGACCUGCGGAACACCAAGCAGCAAAUCGCUGAGAUCAACUGCAUGAUCCAGAGGCUGAGAUCUGAGAUUGACCAUGUCAAAAAGCAGUGCGCCAACGGGCAGGCCACCAUUGCUGAUGCUGAACAGUGUGGGGAGCUGGUCCUCAAGGAUGCCAGGAACAAGUUGGAAGGGCUGGAGGAUGCCCUGCAGAAGGCCAAGCAGGACAUGGCCAGGCUGCUGAAGGAGUACCAGGAGCUCAUGAAUGUUAAGCUGGCCCUGGAUAUGGAGAUCACCACCUACAGGAAGCUGCUGGAAGGCAAGGAGUGCAGGCUGAAUGGUGAAGGUGUUGGCCCAGUCAAUAUCUCCAUGGUGCAGUCUACUGACUUUAGUGGCCAUGGCAGAGAAAGUGGCAUGGGCAGUGGCAUAGGCCUGAGCAGAUGCAGCAGCUACUCCUACAGCUCUGGUCACAGCCUUGGAGGUGACUUCAGUUCUGGCAGUAGCAGAGGCAUCAGCAUUGGUGGCAGCCUCAGCUCUACUGGGGGCAGCACUUCUACCAUCAAGUGCAUCAGCUCCUCUUCCAGAAGGAGGAACUACAAGCAUUGA